Messenger RNA from Rodentolepis nana, 255 nucleotides. The record is from the annotation of a GenBank genome assembly. Lineage: Eukaryota; Metazoa; Platyhelminthes; Cestoda; Cyclophyllidea; Hymenolepididae.
AUGGCCCGGAAACCAACAUGUGCUGUGCCAAAAUGGACAAUUUUGGAUCCCAAUGAUAACGCACUUUUGCGGAUCGUUGGUCCACCCAGUUGCUAUCUCGUCUGUUUCCCCUGGAUAUCUUUCACCGACCGUCUACAAUUCAAGAUACAAUCAGCCGAUUCUCAGGCAGAAUUAGGAAUUAUUCGCAAGGAAUGGGCCGGCUUUAUGCGUGAAAUGUUCACAGACGCUGAUGACUUUUCAGUAGCAUGUAAGUAG